CCAUGUCAACCAAAGUGUGGGGGUCAAACGUUCAGCAUUCAGGAGCAAUAUAGGAGGUAAAAUUGGUGAUAUACUAUAGCAAAGCUGCAAUAUGGGUCUUUUACCUCAUUGGGAGCGAACACUUUUCUCCGAGUUCUCGAUUGUGAAAUGAACUCGUGGAAAACACAUACCAUUUCAUCAAUACUUUGGUUGAGUAAUAAUAGUAGAAGAGUACCGUUGGAAACUCCGCCUACUCCAUCCUGGGUACGAGCUGGGCCGGGGCUCCCAUCACCAUCUCUUCGGUGUGUAUAUCCAUGGCCCCAGUGAACUAGAUUCUCGUUAGUCAACUAGUUCACCUCCUACCAUGUGUGACUGUUGUUCUUGCGAAUUAUUUUUUCUUGUACGUUUUUCUAUAAAAAGAGAGAAAGGAUUAUUUUCAAAAAGUAAAUGAAGUGUCAAGAGUAUAACGUGGCGUCCAACACGGCCGUUUUAAUGUCGGCACGCCCAAUGACGUGGGCUCAAAGGCGCCCAUGUCGAAUGGAUAACAGUUCCGUUCAAGGUACUUUUUUAUUAUUAUUUCCCAAUACACAUUUCCGAUUGCUUUGAUUAGAAAAGACAGAAUUUAUCCUCCUUUCAUGGAAUGGCCAAGAUUCCUAGUUGUGGGUGGAGAGAGAAAGAGUGUUGUUGUUGCUGCAUCCUAUUUGCGUUAUAGAGAUAGUUGGAAAUGGGCGCCAAGGUUUCUCAGCUUCGCGUAACGACCGCUACAAGUCCCCUCUGUCGUCUAUUUUCUCUCCCACCGAACCCAUAACCGAACCUAGUUGAUUGUCGAAGACCAUCACGAAAGCACUUGUCCAGCACACUGUUCGGUUGCUUCGAGUUUUAUUGAAUUGAAAUAGUAGUGAAAUAGGAAAAAGUGUUUUAAGGAAUGAAAGAUGGAUCGUUUCGGAGAAGAAGAAUGGCCAAUUUUUAAAAGACUUUUAAUUGCAGUCCCUGAUAGUAAUGGUGUGAAUUGAAAGUGAUUUUGUGUGUGUGGAUUUCAUUUUUUCAUUUAUUUGAUUUUAUUUAUUUUUAUAGCUGUUCGAUUAGGUAAUGUACCGAAGCGGGAAAAGGCCAAGAUUUUGGCGGCCAUGCAGUCGGUGAACGCAAGACUGACUGAGCGUUCACUUCCGGCCGAAUUUGAUGAUGAAGUUCAGUUAUUUCAAUCUGUCGUCUUCGCCCACAUGGAGACGUGCGAUUUCACCCGCAAAAAAGUCCAAAUUUUGAACAGCAACAACACUAGCAGCAACAACAACAACAAUCCAGUCCUAAUCAUCACCGUCGAAAGGCUCAACUCCAUUUUCCUCCUGCUGGAAGCCUUCGGCAACUGCCACACGGCCAACAACACCAACGCCACCUAAUUCAACAACAUCUUCUCCCUGGACUUUGACCAGUCGUGAAAAAUUGCGGCCGCAUCCAUCCAGGUGCUGAUGCCGGAGCGGGAGCGAGUCACACGCCAGCCCGACGGCGAACCUUCGUUGAACGUCUAUUACGAACUGGUGGCCGGCGCAACGUUCGAGCUCAGACGCUAUUUGCAGCUAGACAGCGUCAGCGGUGGCGGCCCUAACACCGAGCCGUGCGCCUACAUGACACCGCUGCAGUCGGCCGAGGAUCGUCGAUGCAUCUGGUCCAUCUUGGACGCCAUCUACUAUCUGGGUGUGGCCGGAACCAUGCGAGGUGUUACCAACAACAAGAUCGUUUUCGCCCGACCGGCUGCCGCCCAGCGGGCCGCCAUCCUUUUGGGAAUCGGAUCCCUCGAAGAUUUGGUCCAGUUGGCCUUUUACGCCACGCACAAUCCGUCCACGACAACCACCACGACGACGUCUUCGAUGGCGACCACUUUCCAGGACCUGUGCCACAACUACACGCAGGAGCGCCUGCAGCUGCUCUUCCACGAGACGACCAUCACGGCCCAGCUUAACCCAGUUUAA
Molecule: messenger RNA, 1946 nt
Organism: Daphnia pulicaria
Lineage: Eukaryota; Metazoa; Arthropoda; Branchiopoda; Diplostraca; Daphniidae
Product: unconventional myosin-XVIIIa-like
Exons: 4
Coding region: 1446-1946 (166 amino acids)
Cellular component (GO): myosin complex
Molecular function (GO): ATP binding; cytoskeletal motor activity
Source: RefSeq, a predicted model, not a curated record